Messenger RNA from Salarias fasciatus (jewelled blenny), 1827 nucleotides. It is a transcript of the gene sla1a, whose product is annotated as Src like adaptor 1a. Gene Ontology annotation, molecular function: protein binding. The transcript is spliced from 8 exons. The record is from RefSeq and is a predicted model, not a curated record. Bases 161 to 985 code for a protein of 274 amino acids. Lineage: Eukaryota; Metazoa; Chordata; Actinopteri; Blenniiformes; Blenniidae.
CACUGACAUGUCAUUUCUGUCAGCGCCUGUGGGCAUGGUGCAUCACUUGGCGUCGCACGCUUCAGCCGCCACCAUGCCCCGCUCGGGCCGCCGUCCGGCUCCUCGCUGCUGAUGCCAUCGCAGGGGGUGGGCGACAUUUUCUGCAGCGGGUGUCUGGUCCAUGUGGAGUAUGGGGAACAUGAUGCGAGGUGUGAGCGCCAUCAAAACCGUCAGCAGUGAAAAACCUGAGAACUCUCUGAAAGGUUCGGAGUACGACAUGGUGGUGGUGCUGGAGGACUACCCCUCCCCUGAAGUCAGCGAGCCCAUCUAUCGGACGGGGGAUAAACUCCGAGUCGUUGCACAGGAGGCGUAUUGGUGGAAAGUUCGCUCUGUUCAAACGGGGAAGGAGAACUACAUCCCCAACACCCAUGUAGCAAGAGUCUACCACGACUGGCUGUUUGAGGGCGUGGGGAGGCAGAAGGCUGAGGAGCUGCUGCUUCUACCUGUGAACAGAGUCGGUUCUUUCCUGGUGCGGGAGAGCAGAGGGGAAAGAGGUCUGUAUUCACUGUCAGUCAAACACAGGACUGUAAAGCACUAUCGGAUCUUCAGGCUGGACAACAGCUGGUACUACAUCUCUCCUCGGCUCACCUUCCAGUGCCUUGAGGACAUGAUCAGCCAUUACUCAGACGAUGCAGAUGGGCUGUGUUGUGCGCUCACUUCUCCUUGUUUGUCGAGCACAACGCCGCCAUCGGAGGCAAACACCGGGGCCCCGCCCGUCAUCAUGAGACGCAACUUUGACUGGAAGAAAGUGGAAAGGGACCAGCUGGUGAACCCGGACAGCUGCAGCGACGACAUGGUGAGCUACGGAGUCAGGAACAGCAUCGCCGCCUACCUGUCCCUUUCUGAUGACCGGAAACCUGCCAGCAUCAGAGGUCUGGGCCGGAAGAAGAAGAGCAAGUCAGUGUACAGAGUCCCGAUGCACGCCGCCAACGACGAGGACUUCUAGAGGAGCCCGGUAGACUCUAACGCCGUGAGCUGGAGACGGGCGGAGAGCUUCAUGAUCCACUAAUGAUCCCUGAUGCCAGCUGCGCUGAGCUGACUCCAAAAAAAAAAACAAAAAACGUGUUGGACUUUCUAAUGUGAGCACUUUGAAGUACUUUAACAAUAAUACUGAUUGCACGGCCACCCACACUCUGACUGGAGGCAACGCGAGGAACUACGAUGAGUUGAAGUGGGUGGCGGUGCAGCGAAACUGUGUCUGCCCUAAUAAAAGCUUCUAUUGUUAUGCUGAAGAGUUGACUUGAAUGUGACCAAAAAGGUCCAAAAAGACCAAAACUCUCAUGAAGUUGAAUGGAGAAAGAGCAGGGAGGCGGCUUCUUAAUCACACAUCAAUAUGGAGGAGUAUUUACAUAAUAUGGACUCCUUUUCGUGAUUUUACUUACUGUGAACUCGACAGUUAGCUUUGCAGUUUUACUGUAUACCGAAUGAUAUAACAUGCUGGGGUCAAUAUGGUCAGGAGUAAUAGGAGAUUUGACAGACUUUUUUUUUUUGCUGUGGCAAAAACAUGAUUGCAACAGCUUCAUUCAAGAUUUUAGGUUUUAUUGGCUGUAGAAACUUUUUUUUCUAAUUGAAGGAAAAUGCUCUGUGAUAAGAAUGACUCAGCAAUAAAAAAAAAAAAAUCAACUUUCAAUUAAAAGCUGAGGUUUGAGUAAAGAUAAGUGAAUUCUUAUGUGAUAUCAAAUAUAUUUACACAAUUUCUGGUAAAAAAAAAAAAAAAAGACUGAAUCGCUCUGAAAAAAUCAAAUGGUGCAACAAGUGAAGAGCUUGUUGCAUCAUUCAGGACAUUCA